Messenger RNA from Adineta steineri, 3276 nucleotides. Lineage: Eukaryota; Metazoa; Rotifera; Eurotatoria; Adinetida; Adinetidae. The record is from the annotation of a GenBank genome assembly.
AUGGAAUUCAUGAGAGUAACGGAAGAGGUUCUUCGACAACAUUGGAAACAAAUUUUACAAAUAUUUCAAAAAUCUUUAGUUGAUCAAGAUGAUAUCAGUUGUGUAAUAUCACAUUUUCAUCACGCAGUCACUUUACUUACUAAUGAAGUCGCUAGUCACGAUCGUCCCGGUCCUGUACUCUUAUAUUUUAUUUCGGAAUCUAUACUGGAUACAUUCUUUAUUUGGUCAUUAAGUUGUCCGGAAUAUGCAUCUGAACUUAAAUAUCAUCAGUUACGUUGUUUUGAAUUUCUUCUUAGUCGGUCUCAACAUGAACUUCUCUUUCAUAAACAAAUUUUUAAACCAUUGUUGAAUCUUCUUCGAUCAUGUGAAUCAUCAACAUCAUUAGAACUUAUUGAAAAACAUAUGAUCAUUGUACUUAAUCAAGUUUGUGUUAGUAUUACAAAAAGUCCUGAAUUAUUGGAAUUUUGUUUUGAUAUCAGUGCUGAUCAUGGUCCAUCAAGAUUUGUCAUAUUUUCUCUCCUGAUUCCAUUCGUUCAUCGUGAAGGACUUGCUGAUAAACCAUCUGCACAGGGUAUUACUACAGGUCAACAAGCUCGUGAUGCAUUAUUACUCAUCAUGCAAUUAUCUAAUCGAAAUGAACAUAUAGCUAAAUACAUCGUUGAAAAUACGAAUUUUUGUCCGAUCUUAGCGACAGGUUUAAGUGCACUUUAUUCAGAUUUACCAUAUCGUUUAACAACAAAUAAUGAUGAUUGGUUUAUAUUAACAAAAAAAGAAUGGUCAGAAAAUGCAUCAUUAGUACAAUUUAUGAAUUCAUUACAAUUUUGUAAUGAUGUUAUUCAAAUUGCUCAUCCGAGUAUUGGUCAUCAUCUUUUACAAUAUAUUUAUCAUGGAUUUCUUGUUCCUGUUCUUGGUCCGAGUAUUCAUCAAGAUCUUCAUGAAAUACCAGUGAAAUUUUCUGAUUUACAACAGUUUUCGAAUACCAUGGAUGAAGUUAUUGCAGCAACAGCUUAUUUAGAUUUAUUCUUACGUACUGUUUAUGAACCAGCUCUAUUAAAAAUUUUUUUAAAAUUUAUUCUCUGUGCUAAAAUCGAUGAAAUUAGUUUAUUGGAUACAUUGAUUAAUCGAAUUAAUUUUACAACAAAACUUGGUUUAGUUUCACUUGGAUUAUUUAAUACAUUGAUUAAUUUAAAUUGUGAAGAUAUUAUGUAUCGACUAAUUUUUAUGUAUUUAAUUCCAUGUCGACAUGUUAUGUUAAGUCAACGACGUCAUAUAACUGAUGUUGAAAUUUAUGGAAAAAAUGCGGAAAAAUUUCAUACAUUAAGACCAUCAUUUUCAAAUAAAAAUGAUAAUUCGGAUAGUAUCGAACAAGUACGAUCAAAACAACUACGAGUCACUUUUGAUCAACAUAAUGAAUUAACUGAACGUUAUGAAUCUACAUUUCCUGCUUAUCUUGAAGAUGCACAUUUUAAUAUUGCACGUUGCCGUAUUGCUUGUCGUUGUUGGACGGCACCGUAUGAUAGUGAAACACCAUCUCCUGAUGCAGUUAUCGGAGAAAUGGAUUUAAUUUCAUUAGCAAGUAGUAUAUCAUCAUUAAAUAAUGAUAAUAAUAAUAAUAAUACGCAAAAAUCAAAUAAUAUUUCAAAUCCAAAACAAUCAAUAAAUCUAGGAAAAAAUGUUGCUAUAUCAAAUGAUUCUGGUAUUCAUGUCGAUGGUUUAGAUAUGAAUUCUCAAAUAGAACAUGUACAAAAAACAAUAGAAAAUUCAUUUCAAUUACCAUCAUGGCUCGCUAAUAAUCAACCUAUACCAGAUGAACUUCUUGCUAAACAUUCAACAGUCAAUCAUUCAACUUAUAAUAAUAUUAAUGAAGAAGAUGAUGAUGAUGAUUAUGAUCGUCCAUCAGCAUUUUAUGCAUUUUCAUUUAUUAAUUCUCCAGGUGAUCAUGAAGAUGCAUGGUCUAUUCAAUCAUUAAAUACAUCUAAUAAUCAUAUACGUGAUGAAAUUCAAACAUGUGUUGAUACACUUCAUACUUGUUUAAAUCAUUUUCGUGAAAUGAAUGAACCAAAAAAUGAUAUCGAUGAAAAUGUAACAAAUUUAUUAAAUGAUUUAAUUGAUCAAAUAGAAAAUUCAAUUGAAAAUGAAUCACAGGAAAAUAUAGAAAAUUUUGUUGAUAUAUCCUUAGAUUCAAAUUUAUUAAACGAAUUAUUUACAAAAAAAUUAACAUUUAAUGAAUAUUUAAUGUUACUUGAUCGAUUAAUUGAAGAUAAAUAUGCUAAAAAUUCAACAAAAAAAGGUGAAAAUUUAUUAAAUGAAAUUCUUUUAAUUGCUGAAGAAAUUGAGCAAUAUCGAACAAUAAUUAUUUCUGAUAAUAAUGAACUAGAUAUUCAACAUCCUUUACAAUUUUUUUUAUCAAAUACACAAUCAAAUUAUUCUAUUAUUUCAUUUCUACCACAAUCAACAUCAAUGGAUAUGUCAUUAUUAGUUGCAAAUGAUCUAUCAAAUCAAACACAAUCAAAUCUUUUUACAACAAGUCUUCAACAACAACAAACAUCUACAAUUUCUGGUAAAACAGCUGAUAUUGGUCCAUUUCUCCGAACAAUAUUUUCCAAAUUAGAAAAUAUGUUACAAAAUCCUUUACAUGUAAAUCUUUUAUUAACUGGUAUAAUCUCACGAUUAGCACAUUAUUCUCAACCAUUAUUACGUUCAUUAUUAUUGAAUCAUAGUCUUGUACUCGAAACAAAUGUCAAAUCACUUUUUCAAAUUCUUUCAAAUCUCAAAUCAAAACUUGAAACCAUUUCUCAAACAUAUAAUGAUUUUAAUAAUCUUGUUCAAUUAGCUCAUGAAACAUUAUAUCAAAGAGAAAAUAAUACUAAAGAAUCUGAGGAAUCAUCUAGACGAACACGUUCUCCAUCACGUACACGAUCAAAAUCAGCUGAUCCUGGAAAAGAACCUGUCUCAAAACGAACACGUAUUAUGAACUUUUUUCGUGGUCGUAGUCGAGUAUCCGAAAGAGUAGAUAAUAAUAUCAAAGAACGUGAUUAUUCUCAAGUAACAUUAAUUGAUAAAACAUCGAUGAAAUUUAUUAAUAUUCGUGAAAAUCAUCAAUCUGUAUCUGUAAGUGAAUGGGAUGAUCCUAAAACACGUAAUAUUGCUUAUUGUGCUGUUAUAUUUAAUGAAUUUCUCAAAGAACUUGCCGCUAUUACAUUAGAACAUAGCGUACAACAAUUUGAUGAUGAUCAAAUAUUUGACGAUAUUUCAUCAAUACAAUUAUUAUAUUAA